AUGAAGGAUUUCCAGCUGACGCGACAGGCCUCCAACACCAGCCAGGGCUUCGUCGGCGGAUCGGCCGUCGCACGCAGGAUCUCGGGCCGCAGCAUGGCCAACAACCCGCCGGCGCCGGCCACCAUCAGCGAGGACGUCCUCGAAGAGGCCAAGGGCGGCGACGGCGACGGCGACGGCGAGGCGUACAGCGCCGGCGAGCACUUUGACCUCGGCGAGUGGCUCAUGUCGCGCCAGGCCCAGGCGAGGCGCGAUGGCGUCGACGACGACAAGCCCGUCGGCCUCCUCUGGCGCGACCUCACCAUCACGGCGCCCGGCUCGGGCGGCGGCGGCAUCCUGGUCAAGACGCUGCCCAUCGCCAUCGCCAACACGGCGUGGCGCGACCCGCUGGGCAUCCUCGCCAGCGUCGUGCCCGGGCUCGGCCGGCUGCUCGCGCCGCGCCACCAGGGCACCACGCAGCUCAUGAAGGCGCACAGCGGCGUGCUCAAGCCGGGCGAGAUGCUCCUCGUCCUGGGCCGGCCGGGCUCGGGCUGCUCGACGGCGCUGCGCGCCAUCACGUCGUCGAACCACGCCAACGUCGCGUCCGAGGGCACGCUCCUCUACGGCGGCUUCACGCCCGACGAGAUCAACCGCAAGUACCGCGGCGAGGUCGUCUUUUCCGACGAGGAGGAUUCGCACUUUCCCACGCUCACCGUCGAGCAGACGCUGGCUUUCGCGCUCAAGAACAAGGUGCCCCACCGCGCGCGCCGGAUCCGCGGCGAGAGCGGCAAGGACUACAUCGAGAUGUGCAUCGACGUCAUGCUCAAGAUGUUUGGAAUGAGCCACGUGCGCCACACCAUCGUCGGCGACGCCGCCGUCCGCGGCGUCUCGGGCGGCGAGCGCAAGCGCGUGACCAUCUCCGAGGCCCUCGUGACGCGCGCCAGCGUCGUGGCGUGGGACAAUUCGACGCGCGGCCUCGACGCCUCGACGGCGCUCGACUAUGCGCGCUCGCUGCGCGUCAUCACCGACGUCGCCCAGCGCUCGACGCUGGCCACGCUGUACCAGGUCUCGGAGAGCAUCUACGACCUUUUUGACCGCGUCAGCGUCAUCGACGAGGGGCGCUGCAUCUACUACGGCCCACGCGACGCCGCCAGGCGCUACUUUUACGACCUCGGCUACGACUGCCCCGAGCGCCAGACGACGGCCGACUUUGUCACGGCCCUCACCGACCCCAACCAGGUCCAGUACCGCGACGGCUUCCGCGGCCGCGCGCCCAAGACGGCCGAGGAGCGGGAGCGCGCCUGGAAGCAGAGCGACCUCUACCGCCAGCUCGUCGCCGAGAUGGACGAGUACCAGGGCACGCUCGCCAAGGCCGAGCAGGCCGACCGCCUCCGCCAGACGGUGCGCUCCGAAAAGCGCCGCGGCGUCCAAAAGGGCAGCUCCUACACCGUCAACUACUGGACCCAGGUCAAGAGCUGCAUCUGGCGCCAGCUCCUCGUCAAGUGGGGCGCCCGCGAGGACCUCUACGUCAAGCUCUUCACCAUCAUCGGCGUCUCGCUCAUGAUCUCGUCGCUCUUCUACCGCCAGUCGUACGACAGCCAGGGCGUAUUCACCCGCGGCGGCAUCCUCCUCUUUUGCGCCCUCUUCAACGGCUGGCUGCAGCUGUCGGAGUCGUUUGAGGCCGUCGCGGGCAGGCCCAUGCUCGCGCGCCACCGCCAGUUUGCCUUUUACCGCCCCUCGGCCGUCGUCGUCGCCCGCGCCCUCGUCGACAUCCCGUUCCUCGUGGUCCAGUGCCUCCUCUCGUCGGUCAUCAUCUACUUUCUCGCCAACCUCCGCCGCGACGCCGGCGCCUUUUUCAUCUUCUACGCCUUUACCUUCCUCUCGGCCUACAGCCUGACGGCGCUCUACCGCAUGUGCGCCGCCUUUUCGCCCGGCUUCAACGAGGCCAUCCGCUUCUCGGUCCUCAGCCUCAACCUCCUCAUCAUCUGGGUCGGAUACGUGCUGCGCCGCCCGCAGAUGAACUGGCUCAUCUGGCUCAACUACGCCCAGCCCAUCAGCUACGCCUUCGAGGGCUUCCUCGCAAACGAGCUCAACUACGACAUCCAGUGCAACCCGUCGCAGAUUGUGCCGUUUGGACAGGCGCGCGACCCGGCAGCCCAGACCUGCUCCCUCACCGGCGGCCGCCCCGGCUCCCUCGUCGUCCCCAGCGCCGACUACCUCUCGACGACGUUUGGCUACUCGCGCGCCAACAUCGGCCGAAACGCCGCCGUCGUCAUCGCAUUCUCGAUCCUCUACCUCGUCCCCACCAUCAUCGGCGCAGAGAUCAUGAACUUUGGCGGCGCAGGCGGAGGCGUCACCGUCUUUGCCCGCAACCGCCGCGCCAAGGCCAAGCUCCGCUCGGCCGCCCGGCCCGCGCGUCCCGACGACGUCGAGGAAAAGGCCGUGCCCGCCGGUCCUGGCGCCGACUCGACCUGCACCAGCGGCAGCGUCACUCGCGCCAACUCGCCCGAGAGCAAGCGGGUGGCCGCCGCCCCCGCGCCCGACGAGCAGGCCGCCGUGCUGGACCAGGCCGAGCUCGACGAGCGCGCCGUAUUCACCUGGAAGGACCUCAGCCUGCAGCUGCCCAGCGGACGCAAGCUGCUCGACGGCAUCGACGGCUACGUCAAGCCGGGCACCAUCACCGCCCUCAUGGGUGCGUCGGGUGCGGGCAAGACGACGCUCCUCACGGCCCUCUCGCAGCGCGGCGUCGCCGGCACGCUGACGGGCGACGUGCUGGUCGACGGCAAGCCGCUCGGCCCGGGCUUCCAGCGCGGCACGGGCUUUGUCCUCCAGGCCGACGUCCACCUCGCCUCGCAGACGGUCCGCGAGGCCAUCGAAUUCUCGGCCCUCCUCCGCCAGCCCGCCGAGGUGCCGCGCGAGCAAAAGCUCGCCGACGCGCAGCGCGCCAUUGAGCUGCUCGAGCUCGACGACCUCCAGGACGCCCUGAUCGGCGUGCCCGGCUUCGGCCUCGGCGUCGAGCGCCGCAAGCGCGUCACGAUCGCCGUCGAGCUCGCCGCCAAGCCCGACCUGCUCAUCUUCCUCGACGAGCCCACCUCGGGCCUCGACUCGGCCGGCGCCGCCUCCAUCAUCCGCCUCAUCCGCCGCCUCGCAAACGAGGGCAGCGCCAUCCUCUGCACCAUCCACCAGCCCUCGUCGCUCCUCUUUGAGUCGUUUGACAACCUCCUCCUCCUCCAGCCCGGCGGCCGCACCGCCUACUUUGGCCAGAUCGGCAGCGAACCGGGCGUCGGCUCCGCACGCGUGCGCGAGUACUUUGAGCGAAACGGCGCAGAACCCUGCCCGCCCUCGUCCAACGUCGCAGAGUACAUGCUCGAGGUCGUCGCCAACAAGCAGACGCGCCCCUGGAGCGAGCGCUGGAACGCCUCGCCCGAACGCCGCCGCCUCCGCCAGGAAGUCGACCAGAUCAACGCCACCCGCGCCGCCAGGCCCGCCGUCCACGACAGCCGCGCUGACCGCGAGUUCUCGGCCUCGCUCAAAACCCAGAUCGCAGAGACCGUCAAGCGCCAGUUCAGGGACCUCUGGCGCGACGCUCCCUUCGCCUACGGCGUCCUCUUCUCCAACAUCGUCACCGGCUUCGCCGCAGGAGGCGGAUUCGCACACGUCGGCACCUCGGUCACGGACAUGCAGUACCGAGUGUUCUUGACGCUACUUUACAUGUUGAACGCCCCCGCCGCCAUCAACAGCGUCAUCUCCAAGUUUUGGGAAAUAAGGAUCACCUACCAAGUCCGCGAAGGGCCGAGCAAGACCUACUCGUGGAUCGCGUUUAUGACGGCUUUCAUCGCUGUCUCGAUCCCGAUCGCCUUCGUGGCGUCGGUCCUCUUCUUCCUGCCGGCGUUCUACAUCCCGUUCUACACGCGCUCGUCCGAAGUAGCGGGCUACUUCUGGCUCAUGCUUUGGGCCCUGGCCACUUACAUCGGCUUCUUCGCUCUGGCUCUCGCGGCGGCCUGUCCAACACCGGUAACAGCAGCGAAUUGCCUUCCCCUAAUCCUGCCUAUACUCUUCAUCGUCAACGGCGUCAUCGUCCCGAAAGCGGCGCUACCUCAACCGUGGCGCUCGAUUAUAUGGACCAACCCUCUCUACUAUUAUAUCAAGGGCCAGGUGGGCACGUCUCUCCACAACAUCCCGAUCCAGUGCCGCCGGGCGGACCUGGCCAUCUUCAAUCCUCCCGCAGGUCAAACCUGCGGCGUCUACGCAGGCUCGUGGGUCGAGAGCGUGGGCGCUCAACUCCUCAACCCGGAGGCGUCGUCAGCUUGCGAGUUUUGCCAGUACUCGGUGUCGGAUCAGUUCGCGGCAAGCCUCGGCGCAGACUGGAACUUCCGCUGGCAGAGCUACGGCAUCCUGCUGGCGUUCGUGCUGUUCCAACUUGCCGCCAGCUACGCGGCGUGGUGGUACUUCACCGAAAAGGGAUACGGACUCGGCGGCGGACUCGUGUCGCGCGCCGUCGGUAAGAUCAGGGGUCUUGCGUCGCGGCGGACCAAGGAGGACCCCGUCGAGCAGGACGAGAAGUAG
Messenger RNA from Pseudozyma flocculosa PF-1, 4542 nucleotides. RefSeq lists its product as uncharacterized. The transcript has a single exon. NCBI's taxonomy places the organism in Eukaryota, Fungi, Basidiomycota, Ustilaginomycetes, Ustilaginales, Ustilaginaceae. Gene Ontology annotation, molecular function: ATP hydrolysis activity; ABC-type transporter activity; ATP binding. Bases 1 to 4542 code for a protein of 1513 amino acids. Gene Ontology annotation, biological process: transmembrane transport. Gene Ontology annotation, cellular component: membrane. The record is from RefSeq and is a predicted model, not a curated record.